Messenger RNA from Pyricularia oryzae 70-15, 1786 nucleotides. RefSeq names its product enoyl-CoA hydratase. NCBI's taxonomy places the organism in Eukaryota, Fungi, Ascomycota, Sordariomycetes, Magnaporthales, Pyriculariaceae. The coding region runs from base 204 to 1079 and encodes 291 amino acids. The transcript has 2 exons. Gene Ontology annotation, cellular component: mitochondrion. Gene Ontology annotation, biological process: fatty acid beta-oxidation. Gene Ontology annotation, molecular function: enoyl-CoA hydratase activity. The record is from RefSeq and is a predicted model, not a curated record.
AGCUCUUACUGGGAGCCGAACUUAUUGUUGCUUGCCUCUACAACGUUGUCCGCAACAUCUCAAUGUCUCCUUAAACUCUACAGUCUCAGCACACCAAAAAGCAAUAAACAUUCGUUUGUACAAUUCUGUCUGUGAAUUGAUCCCGUGGUAACUCGCAACUUUAUCUGGCCAUUCCAACUGGUUCUGUGAACAAAUCGAUCAUCAUGAACGCCUUCAGAGCUCUUCGGCCAGUCGCCUCAAAAAUACAGGCACCUACCCUGCCGCGAAUCACCAGGGGAUUUGCAGCUUCUUCCAGGCUGGGAUAUGAGCACAUUCAGGUCUCGGAGCCCAGGCCAGGUGUUGGUCAAGUCACGCUCAACAGGCCAAAGGCGCUCAACGCCCUCAGCACCCCACUGAUCAAGGAGCUUAAUACGGCGCUGGGCGACUACCAAAAGUCAGAUAGCAUAUCGGUUAUUGUAAUCACGGGCUCUCAGAAGGCCUUCGCAGCAGGUGCCGACAUCAAGGAGAUGGCACCUCUGACAUUCUCCAAGGCCUACACCGAGUCAUUCAUCGAGAACUGGUCAGACCUGACCACUCAGGUCAAAAAGCCCAUCAUUGCAGCCGUUUCCGGUCACGCGCUUGGUGGCGGCUGCGAGCUGGCCCUUAUGUGCGACUUUAUCUACUGCACCGAAUCGGCCAACUUUGGCCAGCCUGAGAUCAAACUGGGCGUCAUUCCCGGCGCCGGCGGCAGUCAGCGCCUCACCAAGGCAGUUGGAAAGGCUCGUGCCAUGGAGCUGAUCCUCACGGGCAAGUCCAUGACUGGCGCUGAGGCCGCACGGUGGGGUGUUGCUGCCAGGUCGUUUGCGACGUACGAGGAGCUGAUGGAGGCCACGCUCAAGACGGCCGAGACGAUCGCAAGCUACUCAAAGGUCGCUGUCCAGGCGUGCAAAGAGGUUGUCAACAAGAGCCAGGAUCUGGGGCUGCGCGACGGCGUGGAAUAUGAGCGUAGGGUGUUCCACAGUCUGUUUGGAAGCCAGGACCAGAAGAUUGGGAUGACGGCUUUUGCGGAGAAGAAGAAGCCCGAAUGGACUCAUCAGUAAGCCAGGGAAACGAUUGUUUGUAUGGGUUAUGUAAUGAGAUCAAGGAAAAUGUCUCGAUUAUCAGACCCUCACGACCCAGCCGAAUGGACUUUGGCAAGCUUGUUGCCAGAAGUAUGCACGUAAUGUAGAAGGCGCGUGAUGUUGGGGUGCAUGAGGGCCCUGCGUCAUACGCUGUUCUUCAUAGUGCUCAUAUGAAUUCCGGAGCCGAUCAUGAGAAGGUAGUGAGGCAGUUGACCAGGAAAGCGGGUCGCCCAAUCCUUCAGAUGUAUGUUAGCUUCGGCGAGAGUGCAGAACCCAGCCUUGCUACCAUGUGUCUUAAACCAAAUGCAAAAGAAACAAAAGGUUGAUUGUGGAUUGGUCAGUUGUAUCGGAAGAGAGCGGGUCCGCCGUUCAGGCCUCAUCUUGUCAAUACUGCAUAUACAUUUGAAGUCGGAUGAAGCUGUCCCCUAUGACAUCGCUGAAAUGGACACAAGGCGGAGUUGGCUCGACGGAAGACGGUAAAACGCGAGAUCCCGAACAUAUCAAACUGGGCGAGAUAGAAAAAUAGAUAUUGGGCUUCAAACCCUAUGUUGCGACAUUCUGGCAUUGGAUCGCCUGUUCGGUGAAUCCGAGGCACUUACGUUGGAUCUCUCUGACGUGAGAGACGCCCAGGGGAAGAAAUUGAUAAAAAAAUUACGAGCCUGUAUUUCUGUUUCUGACAACUGGGC